CCCCACGUUAGAUUGUGCAGUAGACAACGUGUUCUUUAGACUAUUGCUGUUUUUUUACAGUAGGUAAUGUGUUAUUUACAUUAUUGAUGUGUUUUACAGUAGGUAAUGUGUUAUUUAGAUCAUUGCUGUGUUUUACAGUAGGUAAUGUGUUAUUUAGAUGAUUAAUGUGUUUUACAGUAGGCAACGUUAUUGAUGUAAUUUUUUGCGGUAUUAAAGUCAUUCUCGGAGUACGAUCUAUGACAGGAAAUUGUCUGUGUUUAUUCGUAUAAAUUUGAUCCAGAUAGUGAUACAAGUUAUUGAUAGGUGAUUGAGUACUCGAUGACUUGUACAAGUUAUUGAUAGGUGAUUGAGUACUCGAUGACUUGUACAAGUUAUUGAUAGGUGAUUGAGUACUGGAUGACUUGUACAAGUUAUUGAUAGGUGAUUGAGUACUGGAUGACUUGUACAAGUUUUUGAUAGGUGAUUGAGUACUGGAUGACUUGUACAAGUUAUUGAUAGGUGAUUGAGUACUGGAUGACUUGUAUAGCGCGUGUGCCUGUCUUGAUGACUAACUCAACAGCCGAGACAUUUUAAGCAGCGAUAUGGAAACUAAUUUGAGACAAUGUUAAAAUAGAGAACCCACUUAUCAGAGCCGUUCUAAGGAGUUUGGGGGCCCUAAGCAUGGAGCGUAGGUUGGGGGCCCCGGAAGGGAGGGGGUCCGGGGGUGGAGCUCCCUCGAGCUGAGGAGAAAACACCACCCACCACUGCGGCACCUCCAUUCUGCCUUCAUCAAUGUUUUCUCUUUCCCAUUCCCACGGCCAAGCCCCCGAUUUCCUGUCUGCCGCCCCCAAAGCUCCCCCCCCCCUUGCUGCUUCCCUUCCCCUGCCUCCGAAUUCAACUCAGAAUGAUAAAUUUCACUAUGAGGAAGGUAACGUGAGUGACACAGACGGCUGCAGUGACCGUUAAAAAAAACAAAAAAAGACCGGGUGUUCGAGGGCGCCUCACGGGGGCCCCCUCACGUUCGGGGCCCCCUCACGUUCGGGGCGUAGUCAGCGUAUGCCUAAGAACGGAUCUGCACUUAUUAAUUGUUCAGAUCUGCAUCAAUAAACAUGUUUAGAUAGAAUUAGAAGAUCCACUAAAGACAGGUUGACAUCCAUUAAUAUGACCUGUAAACAUCAGUAAAUCUCUCAGUCACUAUAACAAGUCAUCGUUGUUAAACAAUAAAUCCAACAUGUUAUAAAAGGGCGGAUAAUAUUGGCUUGGAGUUGACUUUGUCUUGAGUAACGUGUACACACGUAGUAUGUUCAUCGUGACACAACUGUGUUGUUUUGUCAUGACACUGACAGUUUCGUUGUGAGCUUAGAGAGUUAUCUCUACUGUGUGUUUAUCACGUGACAGCCGAAUUUGAGCCCAUAACGUUAUAUGGCUUACAUGGGGUUGUAAUCUAUAUGCUACUGGUCGGCAGCCCGCGGCUACGAAGCUGCAUGUAUGGAUCUUUGAAGGAAUAGAUGGGAUUAUUUGUUUGUUUCACCACCUAUCUCUUGUGACAUUCUAACAAAAUGCCUCUGUGUGCGGCUCCCAAAAUGUUUGAUUAGUUGAUCAAUUUAUAAAAAUUGUCCCACACUCAAGAUGUUGUCACUCCUGGAAUAGGUCAAACAUAGUUUUGAGUAGUCGCCCUUGUGCUAGGGAGACUUUAGGUGUGAGUAAUUGUCCCCCCGGGCGGGUCCAACAUAUGUGUAAGUAGGUUACUAGAACGCCUGUCUGUAGUCACAUCAAUUAAUUGUUUCACUGUUCGGGUUUUAUUCAAGUUAACAAUUGCAUGACUUGGGGGGAGGGGGGGCAGAUAAUGUUAUUCGAUACAUUCAAGAACUCCACAUUUGCUCUUUAUGUUAACAUUACCAAUAACAAAUAAAAAUUCUUGCCAUAGAUUUUAGACGUGUUGAUAUACCAACAGGAGAGAUUGAUAACUUUUUUCUUCAUGUAAACGAAGAGUUAUUUAAAAAAUCAAAAAAGUUCUUACAUUGUGUCAGAUCACUCAACAUAUGCAGUGCACUCUGAAUGUCAACUUAUGAUGCAGUGCUCUCUCAAUGUGAACAUAUACUGCAGUGAAUUCUCAGUUUGAACAUAUUAUAGCCUCCAGUUGCAGUUGACUGACCCCAAGAUCGUGUAUAAGGCGUCCAAGAUAUUUCUUGUGAUUUCUACACAGAACACGUUUCUCAAGUACAGUACGGUGAGCUGUGAUACUGAACAAACUCUAAUGUGGAUAGCUCGUGAUACUCAACAAACUCUAGUGUGGAUAGCUCGUGAUACUCAACAAACUCUAGUGUGGAUAGCUCGUGAUACUCAACAAACUCUAGUGUGGAUAGCACUCGUCCAUUCAAGGGAACACAUAUUUGACCAAUAGACAAUGACUGCCAACUAUGUCAACUUGGCGCCAACACAGACGUUCAAGUUUCACGAGGGAUGGCUUGAUCACAGGUCUCAGGUGAGGUCACUGUCAUGUGGGCUGUCUGGUCAACAGGGUGAGAUAAUUAUUAGGGUUGGCUGAUAACUUUACUUGCCAAUUAUGUCCCGUAAUGCGUGAUCCGUUUCAACGCCUUGUUAUGUCCCUUGAUCCACUCUUUGUUCUGUCCCACUCCUUGUUGUGUCUCUUGUUCCCGCUUCUGUUAUUUCCUUUUGUUCCCACUCCUUGUUGUGUCCCUUGUUCCCACUCCUUGUUGUGUCCCUUUUUUUCCCACUCCUUGUUGUGUCCCUUGUUCCCACUCCUUGUUGUGUCCCUUGUUCUCACUCCUUGUUGUGUCCCUCGUUCCCACUCCUUGUUGUGUUUCUUGUUUCCACUCCUUUUUGUGUCCCUUGUUCCCACUCCUUGUCGUGUUUGUUGUUCCCACUCCUUGUUGUGUCCCUUGUUCCCAUUCCUUGUUGUGUCCCUUGUUCCAACUCCUUGUUGUAUCCCUUGUUCCCACUCCUUGUUGUGUCCCUUGUUCUCACUCCUUGUUGUGUCCCUCGUUCCCACACCUUGUUGUAUCCCUUGUUCCCACUCCUUGUGUCCCUUUGUCCCUUGUUUCCACUCCUUGCUGUGUCCCUUGUUCCCACUUUUUGUUGUGUCCCUUGUUCCCAUUCCUUGUUGUGUCCCUUGUUCUCACUCCUUGUUGUGUCCCUUGUUCUCACUCCUUGUUGUGUCCCUUGUUUCCACGCCUUGUUGUGUCCCUUGUUCCCACUCCUUGUUGUGUCCCUUGUUCUCUCUCCUUGUUGUGUCCCUUGUUCCCACUCCUUAUCUUGGCCCUUGUUCCCACUCCUUGUCUUGUCCCUUUUCCCACUCCUUGUUGCGUCCCUUGUUCUCUCUCCUUGUUGUGUCCCUUGUUCCCACUCCUUUUUGUGGCCCCUUUUCCCACUCCUUGUUGUGUCCCUUGUUCCCAAUCUUUGUUUUGUUUGUUGUUCCCACUCCUUGUUGUGUCCCUUGUUCCCACUCCUUGUUGCGACACUUGUUCCCAAUCCUUGUUGUGUUUGUUGUUCCCACUCCUUGUUGUGUCCCUUGUUCCCACUCCUUGUUGUGUCCCUUGUUCCCACUCCUUGUUGUGUCCCUUGUUCCCACUCCUUGUUGUGUCCCUUGUUCCCACUCCUUGUUGUGUCCCUUGUUCCCACUCCUUGUUGUGUCCCUUGUUCCCACUCCUUGUUGUGUCCCUUGUUCCCACUCCUUGUUGUGUCCCUUGUUCCCACUCCUUGUUGUGUCCCUUGUUCCCACUCCUUGUUGUGUCCCUUGUUCCCACUCCUUGUUGUGUCCCUUGUUCCCACUCCUUGUUGUGUCCCUUGUUCCCACUCCUUGUUGUGUCCCUUGUUCCCACUCCUUGUUGUGUCCCUUGUUCCCACUCCUUGUUGUGUCCCUUGUUCCCACUCCUUGUUGUGUCCCUUGUUCCCACUCCUUGUUGUGUCCCUUGUUCCCACUCCUUGUUGUGUCCCUUGUUCCCACUCCUUGUUGUGUCCCUUGUUCCCACUCCUUGUUGUGUCCCUUGUUCCCACUCCUUGUUGUGUCCCUUGUUCCCACUCCUUGUUGUGUCCCUUGUUCCCACUCCUUGUUGUGUCCCUUGUUCCCACUCCUUGUUGUGUCCCUUGUUCCCACUGCUUGUUGUGUCCCUUGUUCCCACUCCUUGUUUCCCUUGUUCACACUCCUUGUUGUGACACUUGUUCCCAAUCCUUGUUGUGUUUGUUGUUCCCACUCCUUGUUGUGUCCCUUGUUCCCACUGCUUGUUGUGUCCCUUGUUCCCACUCCUUGUCGUGUUUGUUGUUCCCACUCCUUGUUGUGUUACACAGUAAUCAAAAAAUAAUUUUUUUUUAUAUUCUCCUCAAUUUCAAUUCUGAUUAGAUUAACGGAUCGUAAAUCCAGACGCGUAGUGAGGGGUGUAGCAAUGAACGACACAUGUUUUGGGCGCCCUAUGAAAGGAGGGACGCAACAGUCUGUGAAGCGGACAAAUAAUUAAUUUUAUUUUAUAAACUACCGGCCAUCUCUGAAGCUGGUCUAAAACUAAAAGUCCCCAAUCUUAUAUUUGCCACGAAUGAGAACCUGAAUCAAUUCAUCCAUCUCCCUGCUUCACAUUUCCGCUGCAACACAACCCCCACUACAACAAACCCCACUGCCACACUUUCCACUGCAACACAACCACGUUGCCACACAACGCCACUACCACCCAUAUCUACAUCCCCUCAUUUACACAACUGUUCACACCCCUCACCCCCCCCCCCCUUUUAUAUUUUUUCUGACGCACAUCUUUACUUCAACCUAAGCGUCAUAUUUUCAUGCCAUCUAUCUGUAUCCAAAUCAAUCAUUUCCACAAAACAGAUCUAUUCUCUCUGUUGGCAAAAAAAAAAAAAGUGAACGAACAGAAAUUAGCUGUUUAAAAAAAAACACAACUUUCUACCGUGUUCAUUAAACACCGUGUUCAUUAAACACCCCGGAGACAACAAUGGAAUUAUGAAAAGUAAAUAAACAAAUGUACCCUUCAUCUACGUCAAAGUAAACAUCCAUCUAAUCCCCCCACACACACACACACCACACAUACACACACCACACAUACACACACCACACAUACACUUUUGUUUCAUAAGUCCCAGCGACGGUCCUGAAUAGAUCAAGGAAGUAAACAGACGAACAGGACCGUUUCCAUAACCCGAGUUGAUCCAAUCCAUAUCUUAAAGAUUUCUACAGCCUGGCUUAGGCUCAGGUACCCACGAGAAUGAAAAGUGUGGAUAGACCAGGAAGGAAUUUGGACACACAUAAGCUAUCUAUUCAAGCUGAGCCACAUGUGAUACUAUUAUACAAUACAAAUACAAUAUUUUGGCUGCUAAAAGGCAAAUGGCAACUGCGGUAAACAGGGGUGGACUGUACUGUGGUAAACAGGGGGACUGUACUGUGGUAAACAGGGGGGACUGUACUGUGGUAAACAGGGGGACUGUAAUCUGGUAAACAAGGGGACUGUACUGUGGUGAACAGGGGGACUGUACUGUGGUGAACAGGGGUGGAUUGUACUGUGGUAAACAGGGGGACUGUACUGUGGUAAACAGGGGGACUGUACUGUGGUAAACAGGGGGACUGUACUGUGGUAAACAGGGGUGGACUGUACUGUGGUAAACAGGGGGACUGAACUGUGGUAAACAGGGGGACUGUACUGUGGUAAACAGGGGGGGACUGUACUGUGGUAAACAGGGGUGGACUGUACUGUGGUAAACAGGGGGACUGUACUGUGGUAAACAGGGGGCCUGUACUGUGGUAAACAGGGGGACUGUACUGUGGUAAACAGGGGGACUGUACUGUGGUAAACAGGGGGACUGUACUGUGGUAAACAGGGGGACUGUACUGUGUUAAACAGGGGGACUAUACUGUGGUCAACAUUGGCGGACUUCUCAGUCCCAGAAGAAAACAAAUCCCGAAGAGGUUUGUUCAGAGGAAAUUUCCACCUGAUAUAAACAAGCCUGAUAUAAACAAGCCUGAUAUAAACAAGCCUGAUAUAAACAAGCCUGAUAUAAACAAGCCUGAUAUAAAUAGAGGAACAAUUUCCAAAGUAGACUUCAGUCACGUGUCAAUAAAACUGUUAUUUUUGGUUGUAAAAUCAAUAUUUAAAUGCCGUUUCCCUUGCAAUAAGCGAUGCUGCUUGAGUUAUCUUCGAGAAAACAUUUUUCUAGUUUCGACAAUCCAAUCAUCCGAGCAGCUGAAAUCUGAUGCACAACUUAAUCUCCGUCGCCGGUAUUUUAAUCCGGCAAAGUCUGGCAUAUCAAAGUCUAGCAUGUCAAAGUCUGGCAUAUUAAAGUCUGUCAAAUCAAAUUCUGGCAUAUGAAAGUAUGGCAUAUCAAAGUCUGGUAUAUCAGUCUACCAUAUCAAAGUCUGGCAUAUCAAAGUAUGGCAUUCAAAGUCUGACAUAUCAAAGUCGUUCAUAUCUUCAUAUUGCCGAUUUCCAAGACUUAAGAAAAAUUAAACUCAUGCAUUUUGCGUACAUCGUUUCAAUGAGUUGCCUUUACUGGUGAAAUGUUGCAUUAAAUGGUGAAAUAAUGCAUUAACUGGUGAAAUGUUGAAUUAACACGAAUGUUAUGUUGUAUUAACUGGUGAAAUGUUGUAUUAACUGGUGAAAUAAUGCAUUAACUGGUGAAAUGUUGCAUUAACUAGUGAAAUAAUGCAUUAACUGGUGAAAUGUUGAAUUAACACGAAUGUUAUGUUGUAUUAACUGGUGAAAUGUUGUAUUAACUGGUGAAAUAAUGCAUUAACUGGUGAAAUGUUGUAUUAACACGGAUGUCAUGUUGUAUUAACUGGUGAAAUAUUGUAUUAACUGGUGAAAUAAUGCAUUAACUGGUGAAAUGUUGUAUUAACUGGUGAAAUAAUGCAUUAACUGGUGAAAUGUUGCAUUAACUAGUGAAAUAAUGCAUUAACUGGUGAAAUGUUGUAUUAACACGGAUGUCAUGUUGUAUUAACUGGUGAAAUAUUGUAUUAACUGGUGAAAUAAUGCAUUAACUGGUGAAAUGUUGUAUUAACACGGAUGUCAUGUUGUAUUAACUGGUGAAAUAUUGUAUUAACUGGUGAAAUAAUGCAUUAACUGGUGAAAUGUUGUAUUAACACGGAUGUCAUGUUGUAUUAACUGGUGAAAUAUUGUAUUAACUGGUGAAAUAAUGCAUUAACUGGUGAAAUGUUGUAUUAACACGGAUGUCAUGUUGUAUUAACUGGUGAAAUAUUGUAUUAACUGGUGAAAUAAUGCAUUAACUGGUGAAAUGUUGUAUUAACACGGAUGUCAUGUUGUAUUAACUGGUGAAAUAUUGUAUUAACUGGUGAAAUAAUGCAUUAACUGGUGAAAUGUUGUAUUAACACGGAUGUCAUGUUGUAUUAACUGGUGAAAUAUUGUAUUAACUGGUGAAAUAAUGCAUUAACUGGUGAAAUGUUGUAUUAACACGGAUGUCAUGUUGUAUUAACUGGUGNCCCCACACCCCACCAACGCACCCCCAACGCACCCCACACCCCACCAACGCACCCCCACCCCAAGAUUUUUCUGUUCACACUAAUAUUUUUAAACGUAAAUUGUUCUGUUUACAGUAGCAUUGUGACUCUUUAAUAGUUCUGUUUACACUAGCAUUGUGACUCUUUAAUAGUUCUGUUUAUUGUGACUAGUUUUUCUGUUUACACUAGCCUUGUGACUAGUUUUUCUGUUUAAACUAGCCUUGGGAGCACGCUUCAAAAGUCUCAGAAUGAAGUGACAUCCUGGUUCCUCGACCAGAAGAAAUCCUGGCAGAUUUAAAAAAAAAAGAAAAAAAAAGAAGCAAUGUUGCCUGUCAUACGUUCUCUAGUUUAUGAAAAGUUAUCGACCUUGACCAUCACUGUUUAUGAAAAGGUUAUCGACCUUGACCCUCACUGUUUAUGAAUACUCCAUUGUAAAUAACUUGUGUUUGAUUUACUAAAAAAGAGGAAAAGAUAACUUUGAUAAAUUUAUCAGGACCACCUUUUAAUUUAACAUGUAAAAAAAAAAAAAAAUUAUUGCAAAAAAAUUAAUUUAAAAAAAAGUGCUGCAUUCUCUGAUAAGGAUUAUUUUGCAGCGCUCAUAUUUCUCCAUAGUUUACGCAUACCUCUGUACAUUCCAGCAAUAGUGUGACUUGAUGUCAAGUUACCGUGCCACGACAUGGUCCAGACACCAAGACUGCUUUAAAAACCAAUUCUUGACUUGUUCAUUCAAGCUAAUCUCUAGUUGAAGUAUUCGACCAACUUGUGUCUAGGGUUUCUCAGUUCCCGGAGUUUUACUUAUCCCGGGACAAAUGGAAGGACAUUUUCUUCAUCCCGGGACAAAGGGAGGGACAUUUUCUUCAUCCCGGAAUUUCAAAGAAAAUGAUUCCAGAAAUACCAAGAUAAAAUUGAGUUAAUUAAAAAUACAAAAUAAACCAUUUUUAUCUAUUUCAAAAAGUUGAUUGACAUCGAUGUUAUAUAGAUGUUAUAUAGAUGUUAUAUAGAUGUUAUAUAGAUGUUAUAUCGAUGUUAUAUCGAUGUUAUAUAGAUGUUAUAUCGAUGUUAUAUAAUGUUAUAUAGAUGUUAUAUAGAUGUUAUAUAGAUGUUAUAUAAUGUUAUAUAGAUGUUAUAUAGAUGUUAUAUAGAUGUUAUAUAGAUGUUAUAUAGAUGUUAUAUAGAUGUUAUAUAGAUGUUGUAUAGAUGUUAUAUCGAUGUUAAUUUGUUCAUGUUUAUUAAUGAAAGAACGGCCAUGUUAAGGUUCGUUGAGAGGUUGGUCACUUGCAACUAGUUUCUUCAUUUUACACGGCUUAUCUCUAGUAAUAUGGAUAACUCAACAGUAAUAGGCAUAACUUAACAGCAAUAUGGAUAUCUCAACAAUAAUAUGAUUACUCAAAAACAAUAUGGAUAACUCAACAACAAUAUGGAUAAAUCAACAACGAUAUGGAUAACUCAACAACGAUAUGGAUAACUCAACAACGAUAUGGAUAACUCAACAACGAUAUGGAUAACACAAAAACAAUAUGUCUGUGAAGCAAACGUUGGAUGUAUCCACCCUGUAGAAAAACAACAUCUAAACACUUCCUCAUCCUCAUGUCCCUUAGUCCUUGGACCGUUGGGGCGCCACAGAUGACAUGUGAACCAUCCUCCUCAUGUCCCUUAGUCCUUGGACCGUUGGGGCGCCACAGAUGACAUGUGAACCAUCCUCCUCAUGUCCCUUAGUCCUUGGACCGUUGGGGCGCCACAGAUGACAUGUGAACCAUCCUCCUCAUGUCCCUUAGUCCUUGGACCGUUGGGAACCGUUGGGGCGCCACAGAUGACAUGUGAACCAUCCUCCUCAUGUCCCUUAGUCCUUGGACCGUUGGGGCGCCACAGAUGACAUGUGAACCAUCCUCCUCAUGUCCCUUAGUCCUUGGACCGUUGGGACGCCACAAAUGACAUGUGAACCACCCUCCUCCAUUCCUCUCUGUCUUCAGCACUACGCACUGCAUCGCCCAGUGUUAGUCCUGUCCACUCUUUGAUGUUAUCCUCCCACCUUUUUCUUUGUCUUCCUCUUCUUCUCCCUCCUCUUGUGAUGCCCUGCAAUAUUUCUUUGGCAAGCCCUUGUUUCCUUGUUACGUGGCCGUACCAUUGUAAUUUGCGUUUUUUCACAGUCACCAGUAGGUCAUCGCACUCCCCAAUUGCCUGACGAACCCUUUCUUUCACUGUAUCUAAACACUUGACGAGUUUUAAUGAACAAAUAAGCCUUUCUGGCUCUAGUAGUGACGUGCCAUAUUCUUCAAACAUUCGUCGGUUCUAAUAAGUUCGUCAUGGUUCGUACUCAGUGACUUUAAAGUUCGGGUUCCGUCGUCAGUAGAUUUAGGGUUUGGUCGUCAGCAGGGUUCAGGUUUGGUCGUCAGGUUCGUGUUCAGUGUGUUCGGUUCAACGCCCCCCCCCCUUUACCUAAAACAAAUCUCUGGAUUGACAACCCCCUUCUCCUUGAAUAAAUAUUUUAAAUUAUCUUGGCGUGGUCGCAGUAUGCCAUCCACCUUAGGGUCGCACUACUUCCUCCACCUUAGGGUCUCACUAAUCCCUACACCUUAGGGUCGCACUACUUCCUCCACCUUAGGGUCUCACUAAUCCCUACACCUUAGGGUCGCACUACUUCCUCCACAUUAGGGUCUCAAUAAUCCCUACACCUUAGGGUGCCCACUUUCAACUUUUCCUUUGUUGUUAAAUGUAAAUGAGUUUUAUAAUAACCUGAAACUGUUAAAGAAAAUCAGCAACAUUUUGUAACAAAAUAUCAUCUUCAUCAUUUUCCAUUGUGUAACAUCCUAUCACAUUGUGUAACAUCCUAAUCAAAUCGUAUAACAUCCUAUCACCAUUGUGUAACAUCAUAUCUCAUUGUGGAACAUCAUCUCAAAUUCUGUAACAUAUUGACUUGUGUAACAUCAUAUCUCAUUCUGUAACAUCAUAUCACUGUGUAACAUCAUAUCACUGUGUAACAUCAUAUCACCAUUGUGUAACAUCAUAUAACUGUGUAACAUCAUAUCACCUUUUUGUAACAUCAUACCACGUACAUCAUAUGACACCAUGAUGUUUCUAAUUUCUCUUCUGACAGGAUGGCCACUGGGGGCGCUACUGGUGUGUGCUAAAAAAAGACGUCAUCUUUCUGUUCACUUCCAACAAAACAUCCAAGGAGGCGGUAAGCUGGGCCUGGUCGUUCGGGAGGGGGGGGUGUUGUUUCGGUUGGGGGGGUGUUGGGGGGGGGGGGGGGGGGGGUUGGUAGCGGUGGAGGACAGUUGAUCAGGGGCGGUAAGCUCAUCAGGGGUGGUAAGCUCAUCAGGGGCGGUAAGCUCAUCAGGGGCGGUAAACUAAGCGUGUGAGUGGGGAAGAUAGCGGUGGAGUAAAGGUGAUCAAGGGCGAGGAAACUGGGUCACCAGUCCAGUUAAUUGGUCACCCUGAUUACCAACUAAAGGCAUACAUAUUACUGAUUGACAUUCCCACGUAUCGUUUAUUUUAACUUAAUUGCCGCUGUAAUAUAAUGCGUGUAUAAAUCAAACGCAUGCUCAACACGUUAGAGUGAGCCAACCUGGCAGCAAGAAGGUCAACACGUUAGAGUGAGCCAACCUGGCAGAAAGGAGGUCAACACGUUAGAGUGAACCAACCUGGCAGAAAGGAGGUCAACACGUUAGAGUGAGCCAACCUGGCAGAAAGGAGGUCAACACGUUAGAGUGAGCCAACCUGGCAGAAAGGAGGUCAACACGUUAGAAUGAGCCAGCCUGGCAGAAAGGAGGUCAACACGUUAGAAUGAGCCAGCCUGGCAGAAAGGAGGUCAACACGUUAGAAUGAGCCAGCCUGGCAGAAAGGAGGUCAACACGUUAGAGUGAGCCAGCCUGGCAGAAAGGAGGUCAACACGUUAGAAUGAGCCAGCCUGGCAGAAAGGAGGUCAACACGUUAGAGUGAGCCAGCCUGGCAGAAAGGAGGUCAACACGUUAGAAUGAGCCAGCCUGGUAGAAAGGAGGUCAACACGUUAGAAUGAGCCAGCCUGGCAGAAAGGAGGAGAAUCAACAGACUAGGGAUAUUAUACACAAUCACUAACAGCAUGACUGAGAUCAACAGGGCUGACUUCUUCAAACCUUCGGACGAAAGAACAAAAGGAACAGAUUUACAUCCUGCCCUGUUCCAUUCACUCUUCCCUUGGACAAUCUCUGAGUGGAACAAUCUCCCCCUUGCUACCCCCUCCUCCUUCGAGUCGUUCAAGUCACGGCUCAGUGACAGCAGAUGCCUGAAGUCACCCCAGCCCCUAAGCCCCAAUGUCUUGUAAAUAGGCUUAACUUUUUAACUCCACCCCUUAUCCAAGCUUGCUCCACCCUCCCCAUCCAGACCCAUCUCCCCCUACCCCAAGCUAUGGCUUUUUAUCCUUCAUACAUGACUAGCACAGACCGCAUUAAAUUGAACUACAGUGUAUGGACAUCAAGACUGGCACAGACAGCAUUAAAUGGACCUACAGUGUAUGGACAUCAAGACUGACACAGACCGCAUUAAAUGGAUCUACAAUGUAUGGACAUCAAGACUGACAUAUACACGACUGGAUCUUCAAUGCUCGAGAGAGCCCGGUCCCUACGGGAAGAAUAAAUCUUAUUGAAAAAGUAAUUUGACAUUAAUGAAUACCCAACAGAAAAAUUGUGGAUUUCGUUGCUUUCAAAACCCAUAAUGACAUUUUGUCAUAAUCAUCAUAAGUCUUAAAUUCUUGACAAAAGAAAGAUUAGCUAUUUAUACAUAGUUGCUGGGAAUAUGCAAUAACACAUGUGGACACUUUAACCCAGAAGCAAUGCUGAUGAAAAUUUAAAUUAUUUAAUUUCAAGUUGCAAGCCAUGAUAAAAUGUGUCUCGGAAUGACAAGGCGUUAAACAGUUAAACUAUCAGUCAAAGCUAAACCCAGUUUCAACGUGAAAGCAAAGUGUACCUUAUCUGUAAACAAGGCUUUACCUAAGUACUGGAUUAGCAAUGAACAAAGCUUAACUUAAGUACGGGAUUUACAGUUUAAGUAAGAGCUAAUCCCAGGCAUGUUUGUCUUCUUAAAUUAAAGACUUACUACUUACACCUUUCGCACCGCCUGGGACAUAUAGGCCGUCUGCAAGAAUUUUCCAUUCAACUCCUUCUGGUGCUUUCCUUUUCUAUUGCUUCCAAGUGUAUGCCAUUCUUUGUAUGUCUGCCUCUAGCUCGCCUCUCCAUGUAUUCUUUGUAUGUCUGCCUCUAGCUCGCCUCUCCAUGUAUUCUUUGUAUGUCUGCCUCUAGCUCGCCUCUCCAUGUAUUCUUUGUAUGUCUGCCUCUAGCUCGCCUCUCCGUGCAUUCUUUGGGUUUUCUCUCUUCAUUUUCUCUUGUGAAUUCCAUGUUUGGGCUUCUCUGGUGAUGCCCUCUUGCGGUUUAGGAAGAAUGUGCCCCACCCACCUCCAUCUUUUCCUUAUGAUGUCUUUAGCAAUAUGUUCUUGGUUUGUCAUGUCCUUAAGUCUUUGUUGGGGAUCAUGCUUGGCCAUUUGUAUGUUAAGUAUCUUUCUAAGGCAAGUGUUUAUGAAGGUCUGUACUUUCUGUGUGAUGCUCGCUGUUGUUCUCCAAGUUUCAGCCCCAUAGAAUAGGCCUGUUUUGACAUUUGUGUUGAAAAUGCUGACUUAAGUUUGAAGAGUCAGCUACUUUGAAUCCAAUAUUUUAUUUACUAGCACAGAUGCUGACCUGGCCUUUAUAAUUCAAGACCUAACACCACCUUCGGAUUCUCAUACACUUAACACCCAGCAUUAGGUCAAGGCCUUCACUUCCUCCAGUGAAUUUCCUGUCAGUGAGAUAUUUUCUUGGUCACUUGUGUUUAUCUUCAUGAUCUUUGGGUUGCUUUUAUUCGUAUGGAGUUCGAGCUGUGAUGAAAUAGGGCUACAUAUUUUGUCUUCUCCUACAUUUGUUGUAGGACAAACGUGCAAUGUUAUUUGAAAAGUCAAGGUCAUUCAAUAGUUCCCAUGAUGUAUCCUGUUCCUCUUUUUAUCAGAUGAUUUUUUCAAUAUCUAGUAAGCGGCAAGGAUGAAUAGAAAUGGGGACACGAGACAUCCUUGUCUGACUCCCAUUUCCACUUUAAUGUCAUCCGUGAGCUUACCUUCGUGUACCACCCUGCGUGUAUACGAAAAUCCACAAGGUAAUUUCUUCAAAAGUACCCUGAAUGAUCCUGACUAGUUAAGCCGGACUACGCUGCCCUCAAUAACAAUCUCAUUUGCGAUGCAGAAGUCUUUCGGCGUUUUAAUUUCCCACUCCUAAACCAUGGCUCCCCACAAUUUCUUCAUAUUUUCUCAUUUUCCCCUUCAGGAAAACUUCUUUUUCAUCUUCCUAACCAUUGUUGAUGGGUGCAUAAGUAUUAUACUUAAUAUUUUCUUCGGUUCAGAAUGUUGCUGUAAUAAUUCUAGGGCCAUAUGCUUCAGAUUAUAUUAUAUAUAGUAAUAUAUGGCCUGCGUAUGUUAUUUGUUUCUACUGAGGCUAGUGUUAACAGUCCAGCUUGUGUACAGCUUAUGUACAACUUGUGUGCAGCUUAUGUACAGCUUGUGUACAGCUUGUGUGCAGCUUAUGCACAACUUAUGUACAUUUUGUUUCACGGAUGUCGAGCAGUGUGAGUUUUUAAGGUCUGAUUCCUGUCACCACUUGAACUCAUUUUCCUGUUUCAUUCAAGGCUCUAACAUUCGACGAGCGUAUGUUUAUUCCCCUUUGAAGGGAGGUAACUCUAACACUCGACGAGCCUAUGUUUAUUCCCCUUUGAAAGGAGGUAACUCAAGCAUUUGACCAGCCUAUGUUUACUCCCCUUUGAAAGGACCGGUAACUCGGCUUUGAGGUUUCCAGUAUAGCUCAAACCGUGCUCACAGCUCUUCCUGGGGAACAAUGGCCCGCUCUUAUCGAGGCUGAAAAUGUUUUUCCCCCCUGAUAGAAGUACAAGUUAUUCAAUUUUAUCAAAGGAAACCACUUAACACUUCCACAAAUUCACAGAUGUAAAUAUAGUUAGUAAUUUCCCCUUUGACACUCAGAACAAGCACCAGUUCAAGUAUCAUGAAGGAUUAUGCCCCUUUGUUCAUUCAAUUUUGUUGAGCUCGUUUUGGAUAUAUAACCUUGUUAUUAUUUUAUUCUGAUUUCAGCAUGUUGGAACAGUCGCCCUCGGGCCGCAGUCGAGAAUUGAAAAGAAAGAAGGAGACGAAAGAAGUGGCUAUAAAUUUGAUUUAUUUUCUUUAAAACGAGUAAACACUUUUAAGGUAAAUUGAGGACAUUUAUUUUGGAGAAAAUGAAAAUGGAGUGGUCUUAGUGGUGGCAAUGGUUUUGAAAAAGGGGCUUCUUAAGAAUUUUUGAUUGUCUGAAAUACAAACUGACAAAAUCUGAAUCAGAAUAUUUAAACAUUUAGAUACCUUAAAUUUGUGUUUUUUAAUAUGAUACGUGCUGUUGUACACCUCAUGCAGGCAGCUAAGUUCAGCGAGAGGGAGCUGUGGAAAGCUUAUGUUGAAGGCAUAGCAACAGUAAGUAAACUGAAAGUAACAUUAAAGUUUUGUACCUGUACACUGUAUGAAUGAAUGUCUCAGAAAAAAAAAAAUUAGUGUUUGCUUCAGUUUAAGGACAACACACUAAAAAUGUAAGCAAACCAUAAACUGUUAUUUAAAUGAAAUAAAAAGCCUGAAUACUGAUAAAGACCUCAAAUGUUUACUUAGUAGAUGAACACUUUUCAAUUCAGUUGUGUAGCAUAUUUUAAAGACUUAAAAAAAAAAUUGUGUAAAGUUUUAAAAUGUUUGUAGAAGUUUCAAUGAAAUUAUAAGAAAAUGAUUUUUAAAAAAAGAACCUCAUAGUUUUCAGUGAUUGAAAUCUUAUUUUUAUUUUGUAUUUAUUCACCAGGGUCGUGUACCAGAAAGUAUUGAUCUUCUUCCUGGACAAAUCAAUGAUAUUCAAAUAACUCUCAAUGAGUUUUACAACCAUCAACUGUCGUAUCCAAGACCAAACUCUGCCCACCCAGGCACUUCGUCUUUCACCCCAAAGGAUUGUUUUGACACGCCAAAUACAUCAACUUCUGGUUCAUUUGUAGACUUUGAAUCAGAUAAUAAUGAUAAGGGAGAUUAUCUUGAACCUGUCAGUCCCACAUUUAGCUAUAAUGUAAAAACAUCACAGGUAAUUAUUUGGAGGUUUUUUUACUUUUCAAAACUUCUUUUUUAGGCAAAAACUUCUUAAUUUACUAAAGACUCUUAUCAAAAUUGCUAUUUCUCCUGGAUCCCUACACUUUUUCAUUAUUGAUCUGUAUUAGUAAUUAUUAAACAAAAACUGUUUAUGACUUUAAUAAGUAAGAAUAUUAAUUUCCAUUGAUACAUUUUGUUUUCUUUAUUCAGAGGAAGAUAUUUUUUUCUGAUCCAGCAAGGACAGAUAUUCCCAGGUAUUGUAAUUUAUUAUUUUACUUUAAAUUAAGAUUGAGUCAUUCAACUAUGAAAACUGUUCCUUAUUUUUCAUUGUGACAUUUUCCCAGUAUGUAAGAUCAGUAAUAAAAUGAACAUGUGAACAUGUUUUUCCUGUGUUGUGGAAAAAUUUGCCAACUGUCUAUAAAUUUAAAGACAUUCCAUACAAAUUUGAAAUAAAAUAUACUUGUCCAUAAACAUCUGCAAUACGUGAAUGAUGGCCUUUAAAAAAUUAGAAAUUGACUUUAAGGCAUUUGAAGUGAAAGGAAACUGGAAUUCUCAGAAUUUGAAAUUUUUAAAAUUACUUUAAGCAUGUGUAAUCAUGAGCUGGAGAACUUAAACAUUGCCACACGAUAAACUAGAAUUUGUAUUCUAUGACAUAAUAACAUAUUUAUUUACUUGAGAGGCCGUGAAUAGUUUAAUUGUUUUUACCUCCAAAGUAGGCCUAUUAAAAAAUUAAUUUAGUAAAAUUUGUCCAGCUACAAAAUUUCCCCCAUAACAAAUUUAGAAGAUGAAAUAUAAAAAUAUUUUUUAGUAAAUUUAAUUUGAUUGAAUUGGCAGCCCUGGAUUGAGAUUUAGUCCAUCCUUAUUUUUAACAGAUAGAGUAGCAUUGUUGUUGUUAUAUAAGAAAUAUUCAUUUAUAUCAACACCCACUAAUCUAUAUAUCAUAAUUUCAGUUGGUUUUUCUCUAACUGCUCACGUGACCAAGCUAUUCUUAUUCUGGACAAUGUUUUUGGAAGUAAAUAUGGCAACACGUUAAUGAGAGAAGGCACUAAUGAUUUUAAGAAUUUGGUCAUCUCCAAAAGAAUGGAAAACUUAGGGUAAAUAACUUCUUAUUCUUAUAAUGUUUAACAUCUCGUUCCACAAUAAUAUAAAUGAAAAAAAUUGUGAUGAAAGAAAAAAUAUUUACACCUCUUUUUUUUGAAAACAGAAGUUCAUUUGCAAUUUUUGCUGUAUUAGCAGAAAAGUUUUUAAAAUGUGAGUUAUUCUUUAUUUUUAUACAGAAAAAGAACUUAUGCACACUUUGUGGUGACACUACAUAGUUCAGGAUACAAAAUUGAUGUGGAAAACCCGGUGAGUUGAUAUUAAUUUAGUAAAAAAACUAUUCUUAUAAAAAAAUUAUUUCAUAAUUAAAAAACAAACAAAAAAAAACAAAAAAAAAACAGUGUCUUUGAGAGUAACAAGAUUAGACAGUGCUUUUGAAAUAAUCAUUUAAUUUUAUAAAGAAAAAUAUAAAAUGCAUUAACUAAGUGAGGAAAUAAGACUGAAAGAAAUCCUAAAUAAACUAUAUUUUUUAAUUAGUGAGAUCAUAUUUUAUGUUGAACUAUUUUGAAUCAAAAUCUUAUUGAUAUGUUUAUAUUGAAUUUGUAAAUUAAUUGAUUAUCUUCAAAUCUCUCCAGCAUCAGCCAAUGAAAAGUUUAUCUGAAAUAAUGGAGUUUUUUGUGGAAUCAAGUGGGAGAGCAUCUACAUUUCCCAUGAAAACCAAUGACUUAUCUAAGUUUGGCAUAAGUGAAAAGAUUUAUAACGAUUACAAUACAAAAAUAGUCAAAUGUAAGUAAUUUAACACCAUAAAAUCAUAACUUACAUUGAAUGAUAUAACAUUUUUAAAUAAAUGCCACAGUGAAAAUCAUAAUUAUAGUAUUGUUAAUUUGUCUUUUUAUACAUGGUAAUAAGAUCGUGUGAUGAAAGAUAUAUUAAAUUCAAUUUAUUAAUGUUGACCCCUUUUUAAAGAAAUAGCAUUUUAAAAAAAUAGUUUAUUUAGAACCGUUAUCAAGGUACACAAAAAUAAGUUGUGAUCCAGUACCAGUUGAUGAUAGCAAAAUAGGCUUCUAGGUCACCAAACAAGGGAGGAAUUUAUUUUUCAAAAAGGUAUCAUAUGUGUUAUCUUAAGGUUUUUCUUCUUGGGUUUUAGUCUGGGCUUUGUUUUAACCUCUUACCCAGUCCACCUAUCCAGUUUAACUUCAAAAAUCAAGAGAGCUAACUAGAAAAGCAUCAAUUUUCUCUUAAAACUAUUAUUCACCAGGUUUAAUUUAAUUAAUCAAUAUUCUUUUUAAAGAGUAUUUGGUUCUCUAUUACAACAUUAAAAAAAUAUGUUUUGUGUUAUUUAUAUGUCAGGGUAAAUGACCAAAAUGUGAGUGAGUUAUGAAGCAUAAUGGUUAAAAUAACCUGGCCAUGACCUUAUUUUUGGGGGAAAUGCUGAAUUAGACUAUAGAAAAUAUUCACUACAUUUACAUUACAUUUUUCAUAGUCAUUAAAAUAUUAAACUUUAAAUUCUUGAGCCUGUAGUGUUGUUAAAUAUUACUGCAUUAUUUGCUUCAAUCAAAUUUGUAACUGUAAUAAGUAAUCUUAAAAAUUGAAUACUAAAAACAAUGAGGUUUACUCUUGGAUAAAAAUAAUCUCUUUUAAUUUUAUAUGUAGCCAAAUAGGAAAAACCUGUCUAAAAUUAUAUUACUUUUGUUUCACAAUAUUUAUGAUUAUAGAGUUUAGACAGGGCAGUUAGUAAUGCAUCUGUCAAUGAAAUCAUUAGCUAUAUAAAUAGCUGGGUGGCCGAGCGGUCUAAACUGUCUCUAAUGAAAUAGCUGGUGGUCUGGAGUUCAAUCCCCACUAAAGCCAUCCCAAGCAACCCGGGUGGAUGGGACUCGUUAGCCUUGGACGGCAACCUGUCUAAGAGAAGGCAAACUCUGAAUUUAAAACCAGGAGCCAGAAUGAUCAACAAAUUGAUCGUGGGCACCUCAAAUAUAAGAAGAAGAAAUAUUUAUAUAAAAAAGGGUACAUUUUUAAAAUUGUAUUAACUAAUGUUUGAAAUUGCUAUGGCAUUAAAGACAUUUGAUUUUGCAUUAUAUUUUUUUAUGAAACAACUAAAGAUGGCAAGGUGUUCUUUGUAUCAAAACUGUAUGCAUCUUUGCUAUUUUCCCCUAAAUCCAUCAAUUAUCAAAGUUUACAUAAUUUAUUUAAUCUUAAAUAAGCAAUUUACAUUAUAUCCUAAAAAAUACUAAAAAUUGUGUUUUAAUGAAGAUUAAUUAUAAUUGCUUUAAAUUUUUUAAACAUAAAAUAAAGCUUCUGUGUACAAUGUAAAAAAAAAACAAUAAAAUAAUUGCUAACUUCUCAUUCAGUGAUACAUAUAUUUUAGGAAAUAAAUUCUAUAUGGAAAAUUUUAAAAUCAGAUUUGAGUUUAUGAAUAAUUUUAGUUGUGCUUUUUUUAAAUUUAAAAAAAAAUAUUUUUUUUUAUACACAUUGAAAGGGAACUUCAUUUAAAUUAUAUGUUACUAUUUUUCAUUAUUCUAUUUUUAAAAAAGUUUUGGAAGCUUCAUUUUAUCAGUUUUUUCCCCUUUCUAUUUUUGCUUUAUCAUUUCCAGUCCAACAUGAUGCUGAUAGUGGGGAAGAAAGUGAGUAUCAAAAUUCUUUCUGUGAACUGUCUCCAGCAAUUUAAAGCCAAGAAAAUAUAAUCAGUUUUAGAAUGAGGAAAACUUUUUAAAGCAAAAGCUUAAAUCAAUUUUGAAAUGUAAAAUUAUUUACUGUAACUAUAAAUGUAAGACAAAAUGUCAAUGUGCUCUUGUUUAAAUUGUACUGGAAAUGCUAACUCAUUUAGCACCCCACUAACAAAGUUUUGUUUAAUAAUUUUGUGCAUUUCUUUAUUUGCAUGUGAUUUCUAGAGUGUUUUGAUACUAGAUUAUACAAAUGAUUAUGUUUAAUAAUUGUUUUAAUAGGCAUCAAAUAAUAUCUUCUUUAAUUUUAAAAAUCUAAUUAGUCUAAGUUCUUUAAUUUUAAUUGCAUAACUAUUUUAUUUUUCAGCAUUUGAAGGGCCACAAUUUUCAACAGAUUCUUAUUUAGGUAGGUUACAUUUGCUUAAUAUUAUGUAAAUAUUUAAAUAUAUCAAACAUACAAUUUUAAUGUUAAGUCAAAAUUUUAGCUGUUUUAAUUCUUGUGUUGCAUUAUCUUUUAAAAGGAGUAAUCACAUUUGUAUUUAUUGUGUUCAACAAAUGCCCCUUUCACAAUAUCACAUCUUGCAUACAAAGAAUCUUUUUGUAAAUAUUUUCUUCUUAUUGUGUCAAGUCAAAUUGAAAUCUCUUCAUGGCAUGCUUCUUAUUCAUCUUAUAUAAAAAUCUUAUAAUGUCUUGAACCUAGUUAAAAAAAUACUCUUCCUAAUCUAGUCUUAACAAUUAAAUAUUUGUAUUGCCAGCCUAUCACAGUUGAGCUCAAUAGAUUAUAACUUGAUGUCAAUUAAAAUUUUAAAAAAUAAUUGAUAAGUAAAGAAGUAAAAAUAAAUUAAACUCAUUAUUUAAAUAUUUUUGUAAAACUUGAAUUCAUCAAUAAAUGAAGGUCCCCCAGAACCAUGUGCACCUCCACCUCCAGCUCAUUCACAGAUAAGUUUUGCUAAUAGAACUAGUGGAUUAACUCAGGAUCACUUAGCUACAGGUAAUUAUAUUAUAAGCUUUAUAAAUAUAUACUGCAAUAUUAACAUUGUAAAGAAUGUCAUAAUAUUAGUAAUUUAAGUAUAAUGUGUAGCAUUAUUGAUAUAAGCCAUUUUUACAAAUCUGAAUGUUAAGUGUGAAGGAUGUAGUUGAAAAAGGUAUGUGGAAGCUUUAAUUAAGAAACAGGACAGUAAGACAAAAACGUUUUGGCCAAGAGCCUUCAUCAGCAAAACUGGACAGAUAAAAAUAGGACAAGAAAUAGAAACAAGUUAAAAACUUAAAAACUGGAUUUUAAGUGUGAGUUUUUUUUGUUUGUUUGUUUGUUUGUUAAAUAUUAUAAUGACAUUAUGCUACUUCAUUUGUUAAGCUUUUUUAUUCUUAUUUUAAAAAUUUUCUUUGCAGUCUUCCAAGAUAAAAAUUAUGUUGAAAAUAAACUAUAUGAAAUCUAAUACUUCUGUAUAGUCAAUAAUCUUUAUUUUGUUGCUGUUCUUCUCAUUAUUUCUUUACUUGUCUUUUAGUUAUCUUAGAAUACUAUAUUUAGAAAAGCCUGCACUUUCUUUGUGUUUUAAAUAAAGGUAUUUUUUAAAUAUUUAUUUUGAUUUUACUUCAAAUUUUAUAGGACCUCAACCCCAUAAGAACUCAAGAUCAAAGUCUGUCCCAAAUAUUAGCCCAGAAGACUUAAUGCGUUUGCAAAUGUCAAACCGAGAACAAGGUAACAUAUAAUAUUUUUAAAUCUAUAUCUACAUUUGUUAUAUGCUGAUUGAUAUAAAUAUAAAUAAAAAUCCAUCGGAAUUGUACAGCUUGAGAAUGAAUGAACUAGAUUAAAUUUGUAAGAUUAUUUAUCAGGAAAUACUGCUUAAAGGUCUGAAGUUUAUAUUGUUAAAAACUUAUAUCUCCCAUCCUUAAAAGAAACAAUCUUGUAAAAUAAUAAUAUAAUUUAUUUAUUUAAUUUUAAGUGGGCCAAUAUAAAAGCUUUUUUAAAAAAAAUUACUGUUAUGAAAUGUUGAAAAACUGACUUAAUAAAAAAGUAAUAACUUUUUCUCCAGUGAGAUCAACAAUAAAACAAUCAAGCCAAACUCAUUCUGUUGUAAGUCCUUCUCUGCCACCCAACCACCCAGCUUCUGUUCCCCCAUCCCUGCCGCCCAACCACCCAGCUUCUGUUCCCCCACCAUUACCACCUAACCAUCCCCCACCUCUGAAGCACUCUGCAAGCCUGGACAAUGCAUGCCAUGUAUGUUUUCUGUUUUAUCACACUUAAAAUAUUUAAAAAUACAGAAUGCAAUGUAGUAGUAAAGGGAAUUGAUAUUUAAAAAAAAAUUCACUUAAUUUAAAAAUAAAUAUAUAAUGAACAAUUCAAUUGUGCAAAAUGUUUACAAAUUUUGAAAUGGAAAUUUUAGGUAAAAAUAAAUGGUUUCUAAAUUGUUUAUUAUUUCUUUAAUUGUUUAUGUUUAACAUUACCAAAUUUAUUCUUUAAGCCUCAUAUCAUUAAUUAUAAAGAAGAUUUUUAUCAUAUAAAAUGUAGCUUUAAAGGUCUUAGUAUCUUUUAAAGUCAAAUCAUCUUAAGUUGAUAGUGUUAAAAAUAAAACUUUUAAAGUUACUCCCAUACAAUAAUAUUUUUCUCAUUUUUAAUAUCAAAUCAGCCCAAAGGUGUGGGACCAAGAACUUUUCAUUCAAUGAGCUCAGCUGAUGGUCAAGGACACAAGCUGCAAGCCACACUUAAAUAUUCAAAAAGUGUAUGUGAAGAACAAAACAUCAAAAAGGUAGGUAUACAAUCUGAAUGACUCAAGUUUUGGUACUUGAAUUUUUUAUCACAUUUAAGCUAACAAACUUGAAUAAAAUUUUCUUCUAUGUAUCUGACCAUCAUCACUUAGACUAGCUGUUAAUGCUUGUUUAGGAAAAAUAUCUCAUAGCAUUUGGGAUUAAAAGGAGAUAGAGCAAUACAUUCAGUCAUUUAUUUUUAAUUUAAUUUUGUAUUUUAAAAAACAAAUGAAUAUUAAUAGGACUUGAAAAGGUAAAACAAGCCUGAAUUUAUAGGUCCUACUUUCUUGCAUCUCUAUUAUUUUAUUAAUAAUGAACAAAAGAAGGGCCUAUUUCAUAAAAGCUAAAUUUAUUCCUCGAUUUUAAAGAUAUUAUUUAUGUACCAAAAUGAAGAAUUAGCAAAAAUAAACAUUGCAUAAACAAGGUGACAUCACUAUAUUAGCUAUUUUUAUUCUAUUUAAUACUCAGGGACCUGAUGUAGCUCCUAAGUCCUCAAGUGAUAACUCAAAUAAACAAACAAGUUCAUCGAGUGGUGCUCCUGUUUCAAAAGGUAGAAGCUUCUUAUAAUUUUAGUUCUAAAAGGUUGAAAAUAUCCCGCAUCCGUCAGUAUAAAACAACAAAUAUCUGUAAGUAAAAUAUUAAAUGAACAAAGACAAAGGAUCUGAUGUGCUAAUUAUAUAACAAAUGAUUUACCUUCAGGUAAUAAGAUAAUGAUUUUUAAAAUGUUCUUUCAAUUUGUCUCUGUACUUCAAGUCCUCUUUAUAUUUUUUCAAAUAAAUGAGUAAAGUAUCAUCCUUAGAAAGUUGUUCUUGUUUUAAUCUCACUAUUAAACAUUCUUGUAGGCCAUAUUUAAAAGUGAGACAACUAUAUGAUAUGUGAUUUAAUGAUUAUUGUAAUUGUUUUGUAGUUUGCAGUUAUAUGCUUAACAACGUCAAUAAAAAAAAACCCAUUACAGAUUUGAAUCUCUGUCACAUUUUAUUUAUUUGAAGGAAAAUAAAAAAAGAGACCUACUCAGCUAAGAUAAUGCCAUAAUCAUAAAAUAUAUUUUCUAAUAAAUAAUUCGAGUGUUGUUUUUGUCAUUUGGCUCUAGUUUGGAGUUUUUUGUGUGUUUGUCUUUCACAGCUAUUGUAAAACCCACAUCAAUAACAAUAGCAGAAAACAGUUUAAGAGAUGACAUGGAUAUAAUUUAUUCCAAAGUUCGAGAAGAUUUGCCAAUAAUAUGGAUACAAAAUUAUGAAAAUGCAUUGAUUUCUACUGAAUAUUCACCAAAUAAAACACCAGCUGCCAAUAGUUCAAAUCGCGAUGAGAGUGAAAGCUGUGCAGGACCAAGUGGAGAAACAUUACACCAUCAAGACAUGGAAGAAAGUACUUAUGAACUGGUUGAUAUGUCAGUGACUGAUGCUUUAAAUAGAGGCACUGUACCUUCUACUGAUUAUUCAGUACAUCAUUCUAGAAACUCCGAUUUGUAUGAAUCUGUAGAAAAUGUAACCUUCAGCAUCCUGGACAUUUUCCAAAAUGAAGAAUCCCCACAAAGCAGGCAAUUAAAAGAUGACUUGGAGGAACCAGAUAAUGAAAUAAAAAGAAGCAUGGUACUCCCUCCAGCAUUUAAAUUUUACUUAAAUUCAGAGCAAACCAAAAUCCCAAUAAAAUGUUCUGAGAUAAAUUAUUUGGGCAAAUAUGAUCUUCUUAAAAUUGAGACUUCAAACAAUGGAAACAAUUUUGCUGAAGUAGAACAUGAUAUUGACAGUCAGUCCCAGAAUGCAAACUGGCAACAUGAAAUGGCAUUGAAGAAAAACAUAACAUUACAAAAAUUAAUGGAAGAGAAUGAAGAUUAUGAGGUUAUUCAAAAUCAAACCAGCCAGAUCAUUCAUUAUGUUUCAAAUCCUGAUCAGGUCUAUGAAAGCAUUUUUUGGAUGCCUGUACAGAAAUAUUCAGAACUAAAAUUGAAUGAUGACAAUACAGAAAAUGUGUCCAUUUUGAAAAGAGCCAGCACUUUAGAAACAUGCUCACGUCCCACUUCACAAUAUUCUUUAAAUGGAACAUAUUCAGAAGUUGGGGAAAUUGCCACAAAUUUUUUGAAUGUGAAGUCCUCAAAUACUUACAUAGAUAUUAUUGCCAACUAUGAUGACAUUAAAGCUGCAAGGGCAGCCAGAGGCAGUUUCAGUGGGCCCAGCACAGACACAUUUUUCACACCUUCCAUACGGAGAAGUCAAUCAGAAAUGUGUAAACAUAACUCCUUAGAAGGUGAUUCAUAAUCUAAAAGUUGAUGGUGUUUUUUUUUUACUACCAUUAUCUUGGUUUAAAUUGAGAGAUGGCUUUCAUUUUUUAUGCCACAAGCUGUACUAACCUCACUAGAUUUGGUAUUUUGGUAUUGAUUUGUUUACUUAAGAAACUUAUAACACAAUAAAUAAGUGCUGGUUGUUGGCUGGUGUGACUUUAUUUCACAGAACUGAACUCAAAGUUUAUUUAUUCAAGUUUUAGGCAUGAUUUAUUUCUCCUGCAUGUAUUGUUAUUUAUUUUAAAUUUCCUAAUCAACUUUAUUUUAUUAUUAUUUCAAAAUUAAAUUGUUUGCAAAUCUUAGCAAAUAAAUUAAAGCUUUGUAACUGGUGCUAUAAAAAAAAUAUUAAAAAAUUAUUUAAAAAACUUUUAUUAAAAAAUGCACUAAAAAAAGAAAGAGUUUUGUUAACCAAUCACUUUUUGUGCCUUCAUCAGAGGAUUCAGCAGUUUUUGGUAAUUUUUACUUGAGAUAUGAAUGCAUUUCUAAUAAUUCUUUAUUUCAUUUACAGUUUACAUCUUUAUUUGCCUUAAUUUUUUAUAAUUUUUUGCCUUCCAGAAAAUUUUAAGAAAAAGCUUGAAGGUCUUCUGGGAAGUACAACAAUGUCUGCUAGUGUUGCAAAUUUGGCUCCAACCACCUAUAAACCUCAAAUACCACCCCCAAGAAAUGGAUCUGAAAGCUUUGAUCACUACCAAAAUGCCCAGGAGAUUAGAAACAGAUCUAACAUGCAAUAAUAACAGACAAGGAAUUUUUAGUACACUACUGUGCUAGAUUUAUGCGUUGCAUUUUAUAUAUUUGGGAGCAUAUCAAAUUCCUUGUACAGAUUAGUUACAUUUGAACAAACCCAAUAGAUAAUGAAGUACUGUCUUUAAAAAAUAUUAUGUCUAGCUUAAGUAACAUUUAGUUAAAUCAUAGGUGAAUCUCAAUUCAAUGGCCAGUGAUGUAUAAAUUAAAUUAUAAUUCUUUAUUAAUUGAAUGAUUUUUUAAAUUUCCAUUUAAGAAUGGCUGACACCAAAUAAGGUCAGUACAGAUUGGUAACUAUAAAUGAGGAAAUAGGUCUAUAAUUUUAACCACAUGUGUUAUUAAGCAGUGGGUAAUAUACUAAAAAAGCUAAAUGCAGUAUUGCCUAAUCCACUCUCUGGUAACCAAACAGCCUUAGAUGAUAAAACUGAAACUUUGUUGGCUUUAUUGGUACAUGUGCAGCAUAUUAUAUGAACAUGUAAACAUUAAGUGGAGGCCAUAUAUGCAUAUGUGAACAUAAAGUUGAGAGCAAUAAGAAGCAAGAGCUUUCUAAUUUUAAGCAGAUCUAAACAGGAACUGAGGUUGUAAUACUCAGUGGGAAGAAGUUGAUCUAAGGGCUGUGUGUUGGUACAUAAAUUUGAAGGCGUAGAACAAAAUUAUUUGCUUUUCUAAAUUGGCACUUCCAUCAAUUAUUUCAUUCCCUGUAAAACAAACAACAAUCUUGCCAAAACUAUUGUUAAUUGUAACAAGCCAAUUCCUGUUUAUGAUAGCAGUGUCCUUUUUUUUGUGAAUCACUCAAACUGCCUUUUGCCACUCUUAAAUUUAAAUAACAUUAUUAUUAUUCUAGACAUUUUUGUAUUGAAAUCAGUUUAUUUUUUAUUUUUUAACUGUAGUACCUUAAUUAUUUCUGCAUCAAUUUUCUUCAAACUUUUUUAAAAUAAGCCCUAUUACCUUUUUACAUUUUGUUACAAAUAAUAUUUAACUAAUCAGCUAUUGAGACAUCAUAUGUUGGUUAAAUUUUAUUUAUUGAAUGCCUUUAUCUGUGAUAUAUUUUGGAUUCAUGUUUUCAUCACUUAUUAUAUGCUCUUAUCAUUUUGAUUCCAUCAUGAAUAUUUUUUUUGCUUAAUUCACUUAAAAGAAAUGUAAACAUAUUUAAACUUUCUUUAUCUUGAAUAAAAUUAAAUUUUCAUGCUAUCUGAUCAGUGGUUACAUUGUGAGAUGAGGCGGAUGUUCAAAUUGGUAAAGAAUUAUAGCUUCUUCAUAAUGCCAUUCAAUGAAUAAAAUAAUCCAUUUAACUCAUGGCACAUUCCUAAACUACUUAAAAUAAUGUAUAAAGGAUCUAGUUGAAAAUAGUUGUAAUGUCUAAGCUUAAUGUCAACAUUCAAUCCAAUUUACACACUUUUAUUACAAUAGUUAUUUAAAAAUAAUUUUUUUGCUUAAAUUACAUUUUCACAAAAUCAAAAUUGAUAAUUCAGAGAAUGACUAUUUCAUGUUUUAUGACUAUUUCAUGUGAAUAAAAUUAUGGAUUUUAUUAUCUCUUUAUUGUUUAAACAUUGGAUGCAAUGAAUUUAGUUGUUUUAUUAUGUGACUUUAUCUGUAAAUAAUAUGUUAAGUGCUGUACACAAAGAAACCAGAUAUCAAUAAAUAUGUACUUAUCUUUUAAUGAUUACAUGUAAAUUUCAUGAACACUCGCUAAAGUAUACUUAAAUGCACAAAUCUAAGGGGUUAAGAAUGGCUUCAUUUGUGUAGGGUUAUCACCUUGAGCAGAUGCAUUCUACAUUUUCAGCUUUUAUUGAGGUUUGUGUGUGGGUCACAUGUUCAGCUUUAUUUAGGCCAUUUUGUUCCUAAACUUUUAAGUUUUGUGGACCUGUGGAAUAGUUUCCCACUGCACCACGGGCCGUUGCCAGAUAUAUUAAUUAUUUUGAUAUUCUUAUUUGACCUUAAACAUGUCAUAAAAUUUUUUUAAAUCCAUGAUCAACCAAUUUGAUAAAACUCUAUUAAGUGUUACCAAAUAAUGCUAGCAGUUAUAUUUUUUUAUUGGCUUUGUAAAUUUCUUUAAAUUAUUUACAGUUUCUUGCCUCAUUUCAUGCAGACCUUAACAUAAGACACACGUGCGGCACCAGUUGAGGGGAAAACCACUUUGAGAAAAAUUGAUCUAGGGUUUGUUUAAGCCACAUGUUAAAAUGGGAUCUUCGCUUAAUUGAUGACCAAUUCUGAUCAUAAGUUGC
Lymnaea stagnalis (great pond snail) is the source of this 27289-nucleotide messenger RNA. Lineage: Eukaryota; Metazoa; Mollusca; Gastropoda; Lymnaeidae. The record is from the annotation of a GenBank genome assembly.